Molecule: messenger RNA, 1138 nt
Organism: Prosopis cineraria
Lineage: Eukaryota; Viridiplantae; Streptophyta; Magnoliopsida; Fabales; Fabaceae
Product: inorganic pyrophosphatase 2-like
Exons: 3
Coding region: 278-985 (235 amino acids)
Molecular function (GO): phosphatase activity
Source: RefSeq, a predicted model, not a curated record
UAGUAUUUUGCUUACCAGAAAAUCAAUUUCUGUGAACUCGAAAAUGGCAGGGAUUGUAGUGAUUUCUGACUUUGAUUCAACAAUAAUUGAUUGUGAUAGUGAUAACUGGGUUCUUGAUCAUUUUGGUUUAACUGACAAGUUCUAUCAACUCCUUCCAAACACACCUUGGAACCCCUUAUGGUUUUCUUUUCUUUUCCUCUGUUUCUUGCUUUAAUUUCUCUGUUCUGCAAAAUGAUUCUGAGUUUCCAUUUGAUCUGAAACUGUUCAGGAUAAGACAAUGAGCGAGCUUCAUUCACAAGGUAAAUCCAUGGAACAAAUUGUACAAGUUCUGAAACGAACUCCAAUGCAUCCUCACAUUGUUCCUGCCAUUGAGGCAGCUUACUCUCUCGGGUGUGAUCUGAAGAUUGUUAGUGACGCCAAUAUCUUCUUUAUUCGGACAAUUCUGGAGCAUCAUGGCGUGUCGGAUCGUUUCUCAGAGAUAAUAGCAAACCCCAGCUUUGUUGAUGAAGAAGGGAGGCUCAGGAUUUUUCCUUAUCACGAUUAUCUAAAAUCUUCCCAUGAAUGCAAUCUAUGUCCUCCAAACAUGUGCAAAGGAAAGAUCAUAGAAAGGAUUCAGAAGUGUGUUGCAGAAGAAGGGAAGAGCAAGAAAUUCAUCUAUCUUGGAGAUGGAAGUGGAGACUUUUGCCCAAGCUUGAGGCUGAAAGACACUGAUAGUUUAAUGCCGAGGAAGGAUUUUGCAUUGUGUGACUUGGUUUCCAAGAACUCCAACAGCAUUAAAGCAGAGGUGCAUGGUUGGGUUGACGGGGAUGAGCUCAUGCAAGUGCUGCUCCGUAUAAUCAACAGUCAUCAUCCAGCAAUCAAAAGCAGUGAGGAUUCUACUCCAACCAUGGCCGUUGAUUGCAAGAAGAUGGCGGGACCCACUCCCAUGGAUGCUCCUAAAAACCUGCCUCAAGCCAUACCAGUUCCUCCGUUAAAUAGCAGCUGAUAAUGUUGAAGCAAAAUUAAUUAGUUGCUUGCCAAUUAUCCAUUUUUAGCUCUUGCGCUGCUGCAAAUUUUGCAGAAUAAGGCUGUGUUCCGUCUAUGAAUCUUGAUGAUGACUAAGAAUAUAAUGAAUAAAAGCAUGCAUUUUACCGUACAA